Doryrhamphus excisus (bluestripe pipefish) is the source of this 6118-nucleotide messenger RNA. It is a transcript of the gene dyrk1ab, whose product is annotated as dual-specificity tyrosine-(Y)-phosphorylation regulated kinase 1A, b. The record is from RefSeq and is a predicted model, not a curated record. Gene Ontology annotation, biological process: peptidyl-serine phosphorylation; protein autophosphorylation; peptidyl-threonine phosphorylation. Gene Ontology annotation, molecular function: protein serine/threonine kinase activity; ATP binding; protein serine/threonine/tyrosine kinase activity. NCBI's taxonomy places the organism in Eukaryota, Metazoa, Chordata, Actinopteri, Syngnathiformes, Syngnathidae.
UGUCAGGAGGGUUUCCCCCCCCCCCAAGCGCAGUCGUUUCAAAUGUUCUCCCUUCCCGCCGGAAUAAUGCUGUCAGUGGAUAUACAUUUGACGUUUUGGGAUAACGAGACACGUCUAAUGGAUCGGGUGAAGACGCUGAAGAGGCCGACAUUUUAAGACUGUUUAAUAAUUAGGCGGCGCCGCACUUACUGGGUUGUCCGUGUCUCUGGUCUACCGGGCCGGUUCACUGCGCAGGUUUGGACCGCGCGCCAUUUUGUGAAAAUUGACACAAAAUUCCAAAGCCAAAUUACCAGAGGACGCGGGUCGUGUUUCGUGUUAAAAAUACACGGACUGCACCCGCGCUACCGAGCGGGUCGUGGAGGUCGACGCCAAUUUUACAAAGACUGCGUAAAAUCUGUUUGACGUACCUUUUAUUUAGCGGCGGCCACGAUUGUUAGCUUGAGGCUAGCCUGGGAAACUAGCGCUAGCCAGGACAGGUAGCUAACGUUAGCUGCGUUCAUUUUGUCAACUAGCUAGCCAAUUCGCUAAGGUUAGCUAGUGACUUAUGUGUGCUAGUUAACGUUAGCAUGUUGCUAGUCAUCAGCUGAUGGUAACGUUACUCUAAUGUUGCUCCGAUUGUCGACGCCGUUCAACUGAAUAUCUAUGGAAAUGAAGACUUUAUUAGAUCUGCCUGGUGAAUUGUAGUAUUUGCCGGUCCGAGGAAGGGGGGGUCGGAUUUAGUUAUCAAUACUCGCUAACCGUGCAGGGAGGGGAGAAUCACCAAGCUGGAGAAGUUUCCUCAUCAUACAGGUUAUUGGAGUUUAAAUGAAGAUCGUGCCAUCAGAGUUGCUUUGCUGCUGGACUCUCCUCCCAGGAUGAUAUGGAAUUUUUGCAGAAGAUGCAUCCAGGAGGAGAGACUUCAGCAUGCAAACCUUCGUCUGUCCGGCUUGCGCCCUCUUUUUCUUUACACACUGCUGGUCUUCAGAUGGCUGCUCCAAUGCCCCAUACGCACCAGCAGUACAGUGACCGCCACCAGCCAAGCACUGACCAAUCUGUUACGGUCCUACCGUACAGCGACCAGACACCACAGCUCACUGCCAAUCAGAGGCACAUGCCCCAGUGCUUUCGUGACCCAACUUCAGCUCCCCUGAGGAAGCUCUCCAUUGACCUUAUCAAAACAUACAAACACAUCAAUGAGGUUUAUUAUGCAAAAAAGAAGCGACGGCACCAACAGGGUCAGGGCGAAGACUCCAGUCACAAAAAAGAAAGGAAAGUCUUCAAUGAUGGCUAUGACGAUGAUAACUAUGACUACAUCGUCAAGAAUGGGGAGAAGUGGAUGGACCGAUAUGAGAUUGAUUCCUUGAUAGGAAAAGGAUCCUUUGGACAGGUUGUGAAAGCAUACGACCGGGCAGAGCAGGAAUGGGUCGCCAUUAAGAUCAUCAAGAACAAGAAAGCUUUCCUCAAUCAAGCCCAGAUUGAAGUGCGCCUCCUAGAGCUCAUGAACAAACAUGAUACCGAGAUGAAAUACUACAUUGUUCACCUAAAGCGGCACUUCAUGUUUCGGAACCACCUCUGCCUCGUGUUUGAGAUGCUUUCAUAUAACCUGUACGACCUGCUCCGAAACACCAACUUCCGCGGCGUCUCGCUCAACCUCACCCGGAAGUUCGCCCAGCAGCUAUGCACGGCACUGCUUUUCCUGGCCACGCCCGAGCUCAGCAUCAUCCACUGUGACCUGAAGCCCGAGAACAUCCUCCUAUGUAACCCCAAGAGGAGCGCCAUCAAAAUAGUGGACUUUGGCAGUUCGUGCCAGCUUGGACAAAGGAUAUAUCAGUAUAUCCAGAGUCGCUUCUACCGCUCCCCAGAGGUGCUUCUGGGAAUGCCCUACGAUCUGGCCAUUGACAUGUGGUCCUUGGGUUGCAUCUUGGUAGAGAUGCAUACAGGCGAACCUCUCUUCAGUGGAGCCAAUGAGGUGGACCAGAUGAACAAAAUAGUGGAGGUUCUCGGCAUCCCACCUAAUCACAUAAUGGACCUAGCCCCAAAAGCCAGGAAGUUCUUUGAGAAGCUUUCAGAUGGCACAUGGAGUGUUAAAAAGACCAAAGAUGGCAAAAGGUAUAAACCUCCAGCUUCACGGAAGCUCCACUCCAUCCUGGGUGUGGAGACAGGGGGGCCGGGUGGGCGGCGGGCAGGGGAGUCUGGCCACGCCGUCGCUGACUACUUGAAGUUUAAGGACCUGAUCCUACGGAUGCUGGACUACGACCCCAAGAGCCGCAUCCAACCCUACUAUGCCCUGCAGCACAGCUUCUUCAAGAAGACUGCGGACGAAGGGACCAAUACAAGCAGCAGCGUGUCGACGAGCCCCGCUUUAGAGCAGUCCCAGUCUUCAGGAACCACCUCCAGCACCUCCUCCAGUUCAGGAGGCUCAUCUGGAACAAGCACCAGUGGCAGAGCAAGGUCAGACCCUACCCAUCACCACUUACACAGUGGAGGACACUUUGGCACAGCCAUGCCAGCCAUUGAUGGAGACAGCCUCUGCCCACAGGCUCGACAGGCCUAUCCACCUCCACUGGUGUGGGGAGGUGGAGUCGGACCAGAGUCGGUCACCGGCGAGACCCACCCAGUCCAGGAGACCACCUUCCACGUUCCCCCUCAGCACCCUAAGGCCCUGCAUCCCCACUCACACACUCAUCACCACCACGGGCAGAUGAUGGCAACACGACCACGCCCACGCCACUACACCUCCCCGACACACAGCUCCUCGACGCAGGACUCCAUGGAGGUGGUUCACGGCCAUCUGUCUAUGACCUCCCUGUCUUCCUCUGCUUCCUCUUCCUCUACAUCUUCCUCUUCCACUGGGAACCAUGGCAACCAGGCCUACCAGCUCCGCCAUUUGCCCGCUGGAGCGCUUGACUUUGGUCAGAAUGGUGGGCUGAGCAUGGGUCUAGGUGCCUUCUCGAACCCACGGCAGGAGACUGGCAUGGCGGCGCACCCUGCAUUCUCCAUGGGCACGAACACGGGGCCUGGCCACUACCUAGCGGAAGGCCACCUGACCAUGAGGCAGGGCAUGGACCGGGAGGAGUCUCCAAUGACUGGAGUGUGUGUGCAGCAGAGUUCGAUGGCCAGCUCGUGACUGCACUGACAUUUGGCUGUGUGUUCCCCCCUGUGCGUCAUUUUUAAGGUGGUGUUUUUUACUACAAGGUGUGUUGAGAAUAAAAGCUGCUCACAUCAGAAGGGAGAUAUCACUGAACCGCUACUACAGAGGGAAAAAAACCUUUGUUAAGAAGUAUAUAUGUAAUUUUCAUCCGUUUUCUUUUGCGACCAUUAGGCACAAAAUAAUACUGCGGAAUAACCAUAGUGAGAUCGAGACAUCCAUCUUACCAUUUCACCAGUUUCAUGUAAUCCCCAUUGGGUAUGAUGUGUCAAAAGGAGCAUUUCAGAGCAGAGUUGGAAGCUGUCAUCACCGAUAGCUAGCUGUCGGCGACGCUGAUGCUUGGCGUCCUCUUUCGGGGACCGCCUGACAUUAUUGUUCCACUGGUUAGUCAUUAUUUUUGCCCUUAUUUUUUUUCAAGCAAAAAUUCACACGGAGAAAAGCUGCUUGUAAAUCCUGUAGCUUGACGUGGAGGGGAAGUGUUUGCGGUGAUAUUUCUUGUCGGUGUCGUGUAACUGUUCGAGGGGAGCGCGUAACAGUGGAGUCCCUGUAAGCGCGUGCUGGCCGGGCGGAGGUGGAUACAGACACCCAAGUGGGUCAAAGGAGAGGGAAGCACCACCCCUCAGUCUAAAAGGCCCAAAGGUCCUUCCUGCAAGCUCCAAACGGGCCUGGCACAGACGAGCGCAGCAGCGGUGGGCAGGGAGACGGCAAGGAGUCCAGUCCAGUGAAAGGAAUAAUGUCGGUGGCUGGUUCUAGAUAACCUUUUGGCCUUAUGACUCAUGGACUUGGAACGGGAUGGAGCUGGACAUUAUCAUUUGAAUUAAGAUGGCUUUUCUCUAUUUUUCUCUCUAGACAGCCCUUAAUUAUUUAAGGAAAUGAAAACAUUUUAGAAAAAGGUAAAUAAGAAUGGUAAUUUGAGGCCUUUCUUGACAAAGAUAUCUUCUUCAGCAGGGCCCCACAUAACAGGGUCUUUAUUGUACACAACAACCUCCUAAACAUGACUUCCUUGAAAAAUCUUAGUCACUGGUAAAGGAUUUUGCUGAGUGGAAAGAACUAUCCCUUUUUAUGUUUUUACCCCCCCCCCCCUCCAACCUUUGCAUGUAGUUCCUCAUCAGAACCACCUGCACAAGUCUCUCCAUCCAAAACAUGGAAACUGAAGAAGAAAAACAAGUUAAGUGACUGCCUUUUUUCUCCUCAAAUUAUGCUGUGAAUUUUACAAGAAUUUAUUUUCCCUUUGGAUAUGUUUUUAUACCAAAGCAGUUGUUUUAUAGCCUAUAGGUGUCUGUAACCAAUAAUGUAGCAGUUCACCACUUUUCACGCAAAGUCUAUCAAGGUCUUAUUUGAACUUCAAUACAAACAGCUGCAAUAUAUUACAUUAGCAAAACUGGAGAGCGUUGUUCAGACCGUUGGCCACCUUUCUUUGCCACCUUUUACCAAAACUGUUUCCAUAUCAAUUGGUGGAUUAUUUUGGGAGUCUUUUAAAACUUUGGUAUGUUAGAGAAUUUGGUAGUUACUCUGCAGGCUCCGGAGUAGCGAGAUAGAAGACGAUGGGGGGUGGGGGGGACUAAUGCGUUCUAUUCCGGUGUUGUCACUUUUCUUUUUCUUUGUCCAUCAUGCAUACUAUUUCAAAGGGUUUUUGCUGCCUUUCAUACAUUUGGUCAACUUGGCUACUUGUUUCUGCCUUCUCGCGAGGCUGAAUGGUUUUCUCUUGCUCGGGAAGAGAGAUCCCCUUGAUUGUUGUCCUCUUGAAAGGGAAAUGGGGUGUCAUGUUUUGCCUGGGCAGACAUGCAUGUCCUCAAAACAUUAGUCAAUAACCAGAUGUUCAUUUCUCCUCCUCUGUUUUAUUCGGGUUUGGUUUUGUUUGUUUUUUGACAUCAGGGAUUUUGAAGUGCUUGCUGUCUUCUGUUACUCGUUUGACCAGCUUUGAAAUUAAGAGAGGAAAUAACCUGCCCACGGCCACCUGUCAAACGGACGACAGGCCACACGUCAUGCUGUUGUCAUUGAAAGGAGAACCCAUACCACAACCAUGCUUGGUCUUUUCCCAUAAACACCCAAUGUAAAGCUACCUAUAUUGAGACUGGGGGGUUUUAUCUGGAUGUCAAGGUUAAUUGCAAAUUUGCAAUCAUUUUUUCCUACCCCGCCGAAUUUGAGAUAUUUAGACAUUUGCCAGUGGUUUUUAUUGCUGGCACCUCGUACUGGUACUAAACAUUCCAAAAAUAAAGACUGAAAAAGACAAAAAAAUUGACUGCAGUGACUCGUAAGUGUGCGCCUAUUUCAGAUCAUGCUGAUUGACCUCUUAUUUAGAGCAGUUGUCAUGAAAUGCAGCCCCUUUUUAAUAGUUGAAAUAGAAUUUAUGUAUAUAUUUAUAUUUUUUUAAUAAAGGAAGUAUAGAACUCACUACCUUGCUCCUGCUGGUAUGUUGAUUAUGUUUGUCAAUUUGGUGACCAUUCAUUGGGCAGGAACUCCUGUUUUCUUAGUGGCAAAACCUUGCCUCGUGGCAACGGUACUUGACUACAUCAGGACAACACUAUGAGGUAGGGUUUGAAUCAAACAGGGAAAGCUAGAUCUUGAAACCUUAAUAAUUUUCACAGGGUAUAUUGUAAGUGCAUGUACAUCACAAACCUUUGUUUUUGGUUCUAUGAGAAGCACAUGGUUGGAAAAAAUCUGAAAAGGUUCCAUCUUUCACACGCCUGUUCAGUUUGUGGGUUCUACACAAACAUGUAUUCUUGUUGACAUAUCUGAACACCCAGCAGAAGUGCAAAUCCUCUUAUUUGAUUUGGAUUUCUCCAAAUUUCUUUCUUUUUUUCGUUUUAUAGUUCACUUUUUUUGUACAUGCAACAUGCACUAUAGAAUUGAACAGCAUGGGGAAAAGGAUAAGUCCAUGUAUCCACAGAUUGUAAGAUCUAGUGAAGACUUUGCUGUGUUUAUGACAAUGCCCUUUGUAUUAUAUUAAGACAGUCUUAUGUAUGAUAUAUAAAAAGAAGUUAAUUGAAA